Messenger RNA from Emericellopsis atlantica, 4578 nucleotides. Its product is annotated as putative glyoxal oxidase precursor. Gene Ontology annotation, molecular function: protein binding. The coding region runs from base 1 to 4578 and encodes 1525 amino acids. The transcript has 2 exons. The record is from RefSeq and is a predicted model, not a curated record. Lineage: Eukaryota; Fungi; Ascomycota; Sordariomycetes; Hypocreales; Bionectriaceae.
AUGUGGAAGGGAUUGCUCGUCGCGGGCGCGACCGGCCUGCUCGGGCUGGUCAAUGGCCUCGCCUCGACCGACACCAUCACCUGGGGCGGCGACAACUCGCGCGCCGGCUACCAGACGACGCACAACAUGGACCCAGCGAUUGUCGGCAGCGCACAGUUUGGACUCGCCUGGCAGACGAAGCUGCCCGGCAACUACGGCGGCGAGGCGGAGCAGAUCUACUCGCAGCCGCUGGUGUACACGCCGGCGGGCGAUGAUCGUCAGUUUGUCUACUGGUCCACGACCCAGAACAAUGUCUACAAGGUCGACGCCAAGACGGGCGAGAUUGUUGCGUCGCGGAACCUGCACAUCCCCUUUAUGACGAGCGACCUCGACGGCUGCGUAGACAUCAACCCGCACAUUGGCAUCACAGGCACGGGCGUGAUCGACCCGGACACGGAGACGCUCUACAUCGCCGCCAAGACCUAUGCCAACGAGGACAUCACUGGCGCCCAGGGCCGUCCCCAGGGUCGCUACUACAUCCACGCGCUUGACGUCAACGAUCUCUCGGAACGGCCCAACUUCCCCAUCAGCAUGAACGGCCAGGUGCCCGACAACAACCCGGAUCGGACGUUUGUCAGCGGCGACCUGCUCCAGCGACCGGGUCUCCUCCACCAGGGCGACUACAUCUUCAUCGCCUUUGGCUCGCACUGCGUCAAGUGGCUCUUCACCGGCUGGAUCGUCGGCUUCCACAAGACCACGGCCGAGUUCACGGCCAAAUUCGCCACGCAGGGCGAGAAUGUCGUCGACGAGGGCGCGGGCGUCUGGAUGUCGGGCGGUGGCCUCACCUCGGACGACGCCGGCAGCAUCUACUUUGCGACAGGCAACGGCUAUGCCUCGCAGCUGUCGACCAUUCCCGUCUCGGGCUUUGACCCCCCGACCGCUCUCGAGGAGGCCAUUGUCCGCCUCAGCCUGGCGGAUGACGGCAACGUCAGCGUCGUCGACUUCUUCAUGCCCUGGGAGAAGCAGCAGCUGGAUGGUGCAGACGACGAUCUCGGCACCAGCCCCAUCCAGAUCCUGCCCUCCGAGACCUUUUCAUGUGGUGAUGUCCGACGCAUGGGCGUCAUCACGGGCAAGACGGGCAAGACGUACUUUGUGAACCUCGACAACCUGGGCGGCUACCGCAACGGCGCAGACGGUCUCGAUGCUGUCGUCCAGGUCUACGCUGGGCCGCGAUCCGUCUAUUCGGGCGCGGGCGUCUACCCCCUCGAGGGAGGCUACAUCUACAUCAGCCCGACAGGCGGCAACCCAACACACGUCUUCUCCUUCUCAUGCGAGAACGGCCAGGCCAAGUUCACGCGUAUGGCCGAGAGCAAGAACCUCAACGCCGUCAUCCUGGGCGUCAGCCACGGCACCGUCACCUCGCUCGACAACCAGCCGGGCACGGGCCUGCUCUGGAUCACGGACCGUCGUGGCGACAGCGUGCGUGUCUACGACGCCGUCCCGACCGAGGACGGCUACCUCAACCAGAUCAAGGGUAUCUCGGUCGAGGGCGUCGGCAAGUUCAGCCGCGCCGUCUUUGGCGAUGGCAUGAUGUACCUGGGCAGCGUCGUGGGCAACAUCUACGGCUUCGGCGCGCCCACCGACCCGCCUCUCGCGUGUGAGGAGACUCUUGCCUUUGGCACCGUCGAUACGUCCGAGAAAAGCGCGGUCAAGGAGGUCACCUGCAAGGCCACGAUUGGUCUCACCGUCGACAAGGUCAGCCUCACCACGGGCACCCACUAUGUGCUCUCCUCCCUCCCCGAUGGCGAGCUCACCCUCCCCGCUGGUAGUUCGUUCUCGUUCAACGUUCAGUUCACCCCCAAGCGCGUGGGCCUCCACUCGGACGCGGUCAAGAUCGCGACCAGCAACAACGUCGAGGGCUACAGCACCACGACGAGCGUCCGUCUCUCGGGGACAGGCGAGUCAGCCGACGCUCUGCUCGAUGUCUCGCCCGACAGCGUGACCUUUACGGACGUUGUCUCGGGCGAUGGGCCCUCGGACCGCGUCGAGAACAUUAUCCUCUCCAACGAGGGCAAUGCGGCCCUCACCAUUGACAGCAUCUCCUUCAGCGAGUCGGUUAACGGCACCUUUGAGGCGUGGAACGGCGAGCUGCCUCUUCGUGUUGGCAAGUUUAUCAUUGCCAGCAUCCCCGACACCAUUGCGGCCACCUCGCGCGCCACGCUCGACAUCCAGAUGGACGCCACCGAGUCUGGCACAUUUACUGGUGCUGUCCGCAUCACCUCCAACGGAGGCGAUGGCGCCUUCACCAUGGAAGGAUCGGCUGGUCCUGCGCCUGUAGCCGUCAUCGAGUUCCAGAGCGCCGACGGAGAGGACUGGAUCCAGUACGAGCAGGGCGUGCCCUUUAGCUUUGGCAACGUGACCCAGAACACAGCCUCGUCUCGUCGCAUGCGCAUCACCAACGCAGCUCCCGAGGGCGGCGUCUCCCUCACCCUGACCGUAUCCAAGCCUCCCUUUGGUGGCUCCGGCCUCAUCCGUGCCGCCAACCAGGUCGAUCUUGCCGAGGGCACCAAGCUCUACCCGGGCGAGAGCGAGACGGCCGUCCUCUCGUGCGCCGCGCCCAAGACCCAGUGGAACACGGACGUGAUCCACGCCAACGCGACGUGGACACUCAACCUCAACGACCCGACCUUUGAGAAGAACAUUAUCGAGUUUGUCUGCAACGGCGUCGCCCAGCAGGCGCCCCCUCUGCUGUACCCGGGCUACGGCCAGUACCGCUACCUCGGCUGCUUCAAGGAGAACAACCCGGGUCGCCAGCUCGAGAGCCAGAUCUACGGCAGCGACGAGAACACCAACGCCCUCUGCAUCGACAGCUGCCACGAACGCGGCUGGAUCUUCUGCGCCACACAGUACCACCGCGAGUGCUGGGGCGGCAACACCAUCCCCUCCCUGCAGGUCGACGACGCCAACUGCAACUUUGACUGCGAGGCCGAUGUCAACCAGUGGUGCGGCGGCAACGGGGAGGGUGCUGGUGCUGGGGGCAGCUAUCUCUCGCUCUUUGCCGACGUGCUCGAGUGGGAUGGCAACUAUACCAACCCGGACACGCCCACGGACCCGGAGGAUCCUGGGGACCCGACGACGCCCCCUGGUGGCCCCGAGGCCAACCCUGGCGUCGAUGGGUACGCGCACAUUGGCUGCUACACCGAGGCGACGUCCGGCCGGGCGCUGCCCUUUGGCAAGUCGAUGGAGAGCGCCACGGUGGCCAACUGCGUCCAGGCGUGUGCUGCGGAUGGCUAUACUUACGCGGGUCUCGAGUACGCCCAGGAGUGUUGGUGCGGCAACUCGCUGGGCGUCGGCUCGGUGGAGGCCCCUGAGGGUGAUUGCAACCUGGCCUGCAAGGGGAACGCUACGGAGCUCUGUGGUGCCGGAUCUCGCCUCAACGUCUACAAGCUGGGCGGCAGUCCCUCGUCUAGCGAGACGUCUACGAGCAUCUCGCAGACCCCGACAAACACUGCCACCGUCUCGGAGUCCACAAAGACCACAUCUGUAGUGACAUCGUCUGCAGUGACCACAUCUGCAGCCGCCACUACUACCACUACCACCACCAAGGCCGUCACAACCAUCACACAGCCUGCGCCUACCAGCACCAAGCCCGUCGAAAAGGCCACCGUCGGCGAAUACGACUCCCUGGGCUGCUACAUCGAGGUCACCACGGGCCGCGCCCUCACGCCCGGCUUCCUCGCCGACGACGACAUGACCCUCGAGAUGUGCGCCGCCUUUUGCGACGCCUACACCUACUUUGGCGUCCAGUACGGCCGCGAGUGCCGCUGCGGCAACAUCCUCAAGGAGGGCAGCAUCCCCGCCCAGAAGCAGACGGAUUGCUCGUUCCCGUGCCCCGGUGACCAGAGGUACCUCUGCGGUGCCGGUAUGCGGUAUAACUUGUACAUUCGCGGUGGCAGUGCGGCUUUGUCCUCGACAUCUGUGUCCACAAGCAACCCAGCCACCACUGCACAGUCGACGUCGGAGUCUAUUGCGCCGGAGAAUGUGUCGUCUACUACAGCUGCGCCGUCGACGACUACCAAAACUUCUACAUCGAGCAGCAGUGCAGUCUCCAGCUCGACUGUCAAGCCCACAACUUCUACUGUCGAGCUCUCUUCCACCACUACUUCCACCUCCACCACCAAGACAACCACCUCCACAAAGACCACCACCUCAGCCAAACCAACCGCCACCGGCCCCGUCGCCUGGGAGGGCAACAAGAACUUCACCUACUACUCCUGUGUCUCCGAGCCCUCCUCUGGCCGCCUCCUCCCCAAGCAAGUCUACAACAACGGCACCGCCAUGACGCCCGCCCUCUGCCUCGAAAAGUGCAACGGCAAAUACAACUACGCCGGCGUCGAGUACGGCCGCGAGUGCUGGUGCGGCGACGAGCUCAACUUUGCGGGCAACGAGGGCGCCACGCCCGGCCAGAACGUCACGGACGACAAGUGCUGGUUCGAGUGUCCUGGCGACAAGAGCAUUCGCUGUGGCGCGGGAGGACAUUUGAGUCUCUAUGUGCUGCGGGAGCUGGUACGCGAGAUGUACGGGCCGGAUGCGGCGUGA